This is a messenger RNA of Cynoglossus semilaevis (tongue sole), 3937 nucleotides long. Its product is annotated as serine-rich adhesin for platelets-like. Bases 684 to 3065 code for a protein of 793 amino acids. NCBI's taxonomy places the organism in Eukaryota, Metazoa, Chordata, Actinopteri, Pleuronectiformes, Cynoglossidae. The record is from RefSeq and is a predicted model, not a curated record. The transcript has 8 exons.
AAAAUGUGUUGAUUAGAUUUAAAAACGAACAUACAAUACAUACUUAACAAGUUUUGGUUUUUUUACAAUUGUAGUAAACAGUCUAGGAUAAGGAUUUUUUAUAUCUUUAUAUAUUUAUAGAAGAUUGUCCACAUGAAUGAGUUUUUAGCUAAUUAUCAAAAAAUGACAUCCUCGUUAUCUGUUUAGGAUAAUUCCUAGUGGUGUCAUAAAAAAUGUAUUUGAUAAAUAUUGAGGAUCAGUAUGAAUCUGCAUGAGCAUAGCUGUUUUUUAUUUUAGAGAAAUAUACAUGUCAGUUUGAGAUAGCAUGUCUUAACAUCUUUUCUGCUUGUAUAAUAAAUUAUUAAUUUGUUACAUAACCAGCGGAACAUUUUGUUCAUUUUAGAUUUUAGGUGCACCAGAAUGUAUAGAUGAAUCAACCAUCAAGAAGGUCACUCAGCUCCCUUUCUUCCUCUUCUCAUUUUAUCACUACCUUUCUCAGUUUUCCUCUCAGAUAAGAGGGAGGGGGGCAGAAAAGGCGAGGCCAUGUUGUCAGAUCUGUCAGUCUAGCCAGGCCUGCCUGGUCUCGCCCCUCCCAACUCUGUGGAGGCAUUACAUACUGCUGCUGCUUAAGCUCUUAGCAACGGUGCUCAGCAACAGAGCCAAGGCAACAGAGCUCCACGGCAACAGCGUGCCGUGUCUCCCCAAUGGAGCUGCCAUUGGGCGGACCAGCUCUCAGGCACUACACCCAGAGCAGACCAAGACCUCAUCGACAAAAACUGAACUAUCGUCCUAGCAGACCACAGGAGACAAUAUUUGAGAGUGAAAAUGAAGUUCUUGAUCACAUGGGAAGGGUGGAUGAAGGGGUUGAAGAGUUCUUCACAAAGAAAGUGCUUCCUUUGGAUAUACUGAAAAAGCAGGAGGAAGAAGCAAUCACAGUUCAAGAAGUGGUUCCAGCCAGCUCCAACCCUUGCCCAGCCCCAACAAAAACACUAAGACGGAAACUCGGUGAUUUCUUCACACUCAAAAAAAGAAGAGGCUCCAAGACAGAGACAACCCAUGAUGGGCGUCCCAAAAAGGCCUCCAUUGCUGACCUCAUCCGUCCACUCAGGGAAGUCGCCCGAGCUGAGAAAGAAAAGGAUAAAGACAGAGUGAAAGAACAUGACAAGGAAAAUGAAAAGGAGAAAGGAGAGUCAGCUGUUCAGGAGGCCCCUGUUUCUGGUGCUCCUCCCCUAAGAGGUGAUACCGCGCCUCCCCGGCGUGCUCUCAGAGAUGGGAAAUCCCAGUCUCUCAUUCUGCUAUCAGCAUCGGCAGCAGGGACUCCCAACUCUAGAAAUGCAACUAAGAAACAGAUGGAAGGCCAGCAUAGCUUUGAACAGAAACUCCAUCUCAUGCUUCAACGUAUCGGAGUUGCAAAAUCACAACCAGCUGAAACACAGAAUCAGGAGAGAGAGAUGAAAAAGGCAGAAUCUGAAGGUACGAUUAUUGACAGUAAACCCGAGCCACCUCCUUCUCUCUCUAAACCUCGAACAAUGUCUGCAUCAUCAGAUAUAAGGCAUCAAAUUCGACCAAGUGUGUCAGAGCAUGAAUCAGCUGGAAAACCUCCGUUGCUUCCAAAACCAGUAAUCAAGCCUGGUCCAACCAACACAACAUCUGGCCACAACAUACCUGAAAAUGAACUACCACUAAUACAAGAAGGAGAGAAAAACACACACACUAAACACAGUCCAUGUUCAACUUCAUCUCCACCUGUUGCUGCUGAAUCCCUGACAUCUACCAGCACCACUUCAACUGUGCAAACAAUCUCAAAUUCAGUCUCUGACUCCAGUAGUGCUACAGUUUCUCCUUCCAGUACUGUAGCUCACACUGGCAUAGACAUAUGCACUGACUCUGUCAAGCCAAUUGAACAAGCUUCUACACCAACAACUGUUACGGAGCUUGAGAGUAAAUUGACUGAGGAUAGUGUAACUACCACUGAACCACCCACUGGUACCAUUCUGACAUCCUCUACAAGCACCACCACGCCCAGUGAGUCUCUUGGUGCUAAUUUUAUUAGUUCCAUUUCUUCUAAGUCAAUGACUCAGACCUUUUCUGACACUUCCAAUGUAACACCCAUAACAACAGUGUCACCUUCCAUUAUCAUUUUGGAAACAGUUUGUGAAGCUAGCAAUGAAAUUGAAGUUUCUAAAUGGUCACCUAUCAUGUCCACUGAAUCAAGUUUGCCAGAGGUAAAUGGGAAUCUCUCACACAGUGCUGCUGCUGCAUGUGAUGCAGCUGUUUCUUCUUCAUCCUCCACCAGUUUAGUUGCUGAAGCUUCAAGCUUCAUCUCAAGUGACCUGAGUGAAACUGCAGUUUCACUUGGAACCCUUGUUUCUGCUUCCUCCACCCAGAUGUCAACUCCCACUCUUUCCGUCAGCUCCAAUUUUUCAUCCAUCACUGCCACUGCUUCCACUAAAAGCCCAACAAGCAGUGAGAGUAUGACCACCUUUGCUUCCAUUCACCCAGACACUCAGCCCCCCUCUGUUCCCACCACAUGUAAUGCUGUAACAGAGCCUGACGACAUUACUUCCACCACAACUAUCAGUUUGAACAAUGCAGACACCACCUCCACCACCAGUUCAUCAACAACAGCUGCAGUCAGCUCCACCUUGUCGACCAAUUCAGACCCAGCUCACACUGACUCAGAUCCAGUUCACACUAACAAUCUCAGCAACAAUGCAUUGACCAGAGGUAUCGCUGAUGGUUCUGCUGAUUAUCCAACCUCUCCAGCACAUUCAAACAACAGUCCUGCCCCAAACGUUAUUUUACAGUCCUCUGAAGAUGAUACAUUCAGUUCAGAGCCUAUGGAAAAGGGGAAAGCAGAUGAAAAGUUUGAGAUGGUUGAAAACCAUGAGAAGACAGAUGCAGAUAAGGAAGAAGGAACUGCGGACUUCCAGAGAACGAAUAAUGCACCAAUAGUUAGCAGUGAAGAAACAGAAGGAAUAGGACAGGAGGAAAGUGACAGUGCUAAAGAGACGAUGGUUAUGACUCGAUCAGGAAAAGAGGUUGAGUGUGGCACCAUCAAGGACCUGGCAGAUGGUCAAAAAUAAGAAGAAAUCAAGUUGGUGCACAAAUAUUCAUUUCUAAAGAUGUUUAAAAUGGGACCAACUACUGUGACAGGGGCAGGAGAUGCACAGUAAACAUGUAAAAUGGGGCAUUGACCCAUGGUACUUCCCACAGGGACCGCCAUAUUACAGCAGCACACCACACAGGGUGGGCCAAUGGACCAAAGAACUAAGUUCUCCUUGGUUUGAUGUAAUCAACAAAUCCAGCAGUGUCUUUUGUCUUUUUUCAAAAUUUUCUUUUCCUUUCUGCAUUGCACGUAUGAUUAUGUACAGUAAAUAGGACAGCUACUGAGCUAAAAUAAACCAUGUUUACAAUAGAUGGAAAGUGACUAUAGAUAUAAAUAUUAAAUGGUCUAUCGGAUUGAUAAAAGUGAUUUUCUGUUUUUGUUCUGUGUGGAUGUGAUCUUUUUUGGGGGGGGAACAGGUAGUUAAGUAGUUUUUACUGCCACCAGAAAACCCACUUGUUCAAAGCUGAGUUUAUCCAGGUGAUUACCUCUAAGCAAGGUUCUAUGAAGAAAACCCAUUAAAGAGAAUGGCCAGACAAAUAUGAAAGAUCUUUUUGUUGUUGGAUCACUACAUUUGGGAAGCAAUGAAAUCCUGUUAAGAGCUAUGAAAACAUAGCAGUAUGUCAAUCAAUAUCUUUUAACAAAUUAAUGUUUUAAAAGGGUUUAAAAAGGAACUUCACAACUACAGCAAAAACUGAGUUAUAUGUUUGUGUUGUUUAACUGUGUCAAAAUAUCAGGUUGUGAAGUGGUGUCUGAGUUCAGGAAUGGGUUCUGUAUUUUGGGGGAAAUUGUUAUAAAUGCAAACAGUGGAUGAUUUAAAAAGAUGUUUAAAUGCAAUAUAAGAAAUACUAU